AGUGGCGUUCCGUGAGCUGUGAAAAGUAACAGGAUGCACGAAAGAAGCCCCAAAAGGGAGACGCCGAAGAAGAAGGGGGGGGCCGGGAAGUGAGAAGAAACAUGCAUAAAUCAUAACUAGUGCUGGUGUGAGCCAUCGCUCUCGUGCGAUCGGUUAGACAUAAAAUAAAAGUACAAAUAAACGAAAACAUUAACCAAAGUUCAUUGACCGCCCCGAGACCAGGCAGCCUGUGUGUGUGUGUGUGUGUGUGCUCUCAUAGAUAGAACGAGCAUAGGAGAGCAUAUACCCAGACUUCUUUUUUUUUUCUUUCGGGGGCCCCAUUAACACCUGUCACACCAGUCUUUAUCGCGAGUUUUGGGUUAUCUACCCAGGCAACAGUGGGUCGCAAUCACUGAAUAUUAAGUCUCGCGUACAAUCCAACGCCGGUACUCAUGCCAAAUUCCGGCGAAUUGUGACAAGUCGAGAAGCAAGAUCGGUAGCUGUAGCUGAACCAAUAGAAGAAAUCCACAUAUAUGUCACUCUCAAAGCGACAGAAAAUGUCACAGCCGAAGAAGUUUGGCAGUGGUGAUCCGUUUAAUUACGAGGAGCUCAACAUCAUUGGCACAGGCGCCUACGGAACGGUUUUUAGAGCCCGAGACACGAAAACUGGGAAGAUAGUGGCCAUCAAGAAGGUGCGGAUCGCAUUGAACGAGAAUGGAGUGCCAAUGUCCACGCUGAGGGAGAUUGCCCUGCUCAAGCAGCUGAAUGCCAGCGAUCACGCCAAUAUAGUCAAGCUUUUCGAAGUAUGUCAGUUUCUGGAACGCGACGGCCAACUGAUGAUUCUUUUGGUUUUCGAACACCUGGAGCAGGAUCUGUCGGAUCUCAUAGAAAGGCUGCCCAAAUCGGGCAUGUCGCCAGCCACAGUGCAGCGCCUUUCGAGGGAACUCCUAACCGGCGUGGACUUUUUGCACUCCCAUCGCAUCGUCCAUCGGGAUCUGAAGCCGCAGAACCUGCUGGUCUCCGCACAGGGCCACCUAAAGAUAGCCGACUUUGGCUUGGCCAAGACCUAUGACUGCGAGAUGAAGCUCACCUCGGUGGUGGUCACUCUGUGGUAUAGAGCACCGGAAGUCCUGCUUGCACAGUCCUACAACAGCACUGUGGAUAUCUGGAGUGCUGCCUGCAUCAUCUUUGAGAUGUUCAAUCGCAAGGCCCUGUUUCCGGGCACUUCGGAAAAGAAUCAGCUGGACCGUAUCUUCGAACUAACGGGUCGACCCACAGACCAGCAAUGGCCCCAAACCAUCUCAGUGGCCAGGGAGCACUUUCCCAAUCGGCAUCCAAAGAGACCCCGUGACUUUUGUCCCAACCUUUGCGAGUAUGCCGAUGAUUUGUUGAAUCAAAUGCUCUCCUACGACAUCCGAUUGCGACCCUCCGCCUUGGCCUGCAUGGAACACGAGUACUUCCAACAGGAACCGCUCUAACCCUAGGCCAGUGGCGGAACCACUGGGGAAUUCACUUCCCCGGAGACAGCCUGAGCCCCUCCCCACAAAUGGCCUCGCAACGUUCUUGUUACAAUGUUCCUUUUUUAAGUGUAGUGUGUGAAGCAGUUUGUUUUCUUUUUUUUUCGCCCCAGUCCUGUCCAGUUCAGUUUAGCUACUGUGUCCGGAUCCGGCUCCGGAAUGAGGAGGGUAUACCUUAAUAUGUUUGUAGUGUUAAGAUUAUACGUGUAAACAGUGUCGCGACAUAUACUUAUUACUGCCGAUCAACUAUACAUAUAUAUAUAUUUACAUAUAUAGCUGAUACAACCAACUGACGGAUGACCGUAAAUGUGAAACGAUUCUCGAGGACGAACGGAAAGUCCCCCAAAUCGAAAUGUGAUACACAAAGUUCAGGAAUGCAUUAUACAAUUUCAAAAUUUUGUACAACAACAACCACUUAUACAUGUAUGUGUAAUUAUAUUAAACAAUAUAUAUAUAUAUACAGCAACAAAUUAAAU
Messenger RNA from Drosophila kikkawai, 1972 nucleotides. NCBI's taxonomy places the organism in Eukaryota, Metazoa, Arthropoda, Insecta, Diptera, Drosophilidae. The record is from RefSeq and is a predicted model, not a curated record.